Vidua macroura (Pin-tailed whydah) is the source of this 1386-nucleotide messenger RNA. It is a transcript of the gene PPP1R42, whose product is annotated as protein phosphatase 1 regulatory subunit 42. The transcript is spliced from 9 exons. Bases 298 to 1293 code for a protein of 331 amino acids. The record is from RefSeq and is a predicted model, not a curated record. NCBI's taxonomy places the organism in Eukaryota, Metazoa, Chordata, Aves, Passeriformes, Viduidae. Gene Ontology annotation, molecular function: protein binding.
CGGUUGCCGCGGCAACCAGGGGCCGGCGGCGCGCGCGGGCCGGGAGCUGAGGGGAGAGCGGAGCCGGGCCGGGGGCGCUUCCUCCCGGGAAGGCGCCUGGAGCGGAUCCCGGCCCGUGCCCGCCUUCAGAGCCGCCUUCCCACCGGCCGUGCUGGGAGGCGGUGGGUGGCGGGGCCACGGGACGGGGAGGGCGGUGUGAAAUCGCACGGCUGUAGGCAUUCUAUAAUACUACUUAGAAGAGCACGUGGAAUACAGUAUUAAAAGAAGCAGUAGAGCAGCUCAACCUAUUACAGAACCAUGGUUCAACUAACAAUGGACCUAAUUGCUAAAAAUGCCGGUCACAAGAAUCGUAGUGAAGAGGAUUUUGGACAAUAUGUGCAAAAAUUAACUCAUCUGAAUUUGUCAGAUAAAAAUAUAGAUUCAAUUGGUGACCUCACUUUCUGUAAAAAUCUGAGAGUUCUGUAUUUAUAUGAUAACCAAAUCAACCAAAUCCAGAACUUGGACUUUGCUUCAAAUAUAACACACCUUUACCUUCAGAACAAUCGUAUUUCAAGUAUAGAAAAUCUCUCAUUGCUGAAAAAACUUGAAAAACUGUAUUUAGGAGGCAACUAUAUCACUGUAGUAGAGGGUUUGGAUAAAGUAGGAGAACUGAGGGAGCUACAUAUUGAAAGUCAGCAUCUCCCUCUUGGUGAAAAGCUUUUGUUUGAUCCAGUAUCUCUUAACUCCCUGGCAAAAUCUUUGUCUGUGUUGAAUAUCAGCAAUAACAACAUUGAUGAAUUAGAAGAACUGGCAGUUUUGGAAAAUCUUUCUUAUCUUAAAGCAGUCGACAAUCGACUUAAACAUAUGAAGGAUUUGGAGGCUGUAUUAAAAAAAUGGACAAAGCUACGCAGAAUAGAUCUUACAGGAAACCCCAUCUGCCAAAAACCAAAGUACAAGGAUAGGAUUAUAAUACAGUCACUGACUUUAGAAUCACUGGAUGGGAAAGAAAUUCAUGAAAUGGAAAGACGUUUCUUAAUGAAUUGGAAAGCCUCCAGAGCUGCCAGGAAAAAAAGCAAUGAAAGAAUGACUGAUGAACAUGCAGCCUAUGUAGAAUUUUCUGACUCUGAAACUCCUUAUUUGACAGUUCCUUUUCACCCUGGUCACUCUGUGAAAGAAACAACAGAUUUUUUAGAUUUGGCUCACAAGCAGAAAUUUGAAAGAAAACCUCUGCCAAGAAUCCGUGAAAGAAGAAGUCAGAUGAAAACUCAGGUUGAGGAGGAAUCUGAAGUAGCAACAGAAUUGUUUGAAUUCUAAAAGCCAGAAGUUACAGGAUGUGAAGAUUCGGCCAUUAUUGAUUUUCUUUUUCUCCCUGAAACUUACAAAGAAAGAUACUGGUGUCCCUUUGGA